Messenger RNA from Ipomoea triloba (trilobed morning glory), 2595 nucleotides. RefSeq names its product G-type lectin S-receptor-like serine/threonine-protein kinase At4g27290. Gene Ontology annotation, molecular function: protein serine/threonine kinase activity; ATP binding. The transcript is spliced from 6 exons. The coding region runs from base 134 to 2416 and encodes 760 amino acids. Gene Ontology annotation, biological process: recognition of pollen; protein phosphorylation. Lineage: Eukaryota; Viridiplantae; Streptophyta; Magnoliopsida; Solanales; Convolvulaceae. The record is from RefSeq and is a predicted model, not a curated record.
GAGAAUUGGUUUCCUGCAUUUUCUAUUCUCACUCUUCUUCUUGCAUAACAUUUCCCAAGCAAGGGAUACAAUCACUUCCACUCAACCCCUCAUAGAUGGCCAAACCAUCAUUUCUUCUGGUGCCAACUUUGAGAUGGGGUUCCUCAAGGGAUACAUCUCUAUAUGGUACAAAAAAAUUCCUGUCCCAACAGUCAUAUGGACAGCCAACACCCAAACUCCCCUCCCCAACACAACCUCGGCUGUCCUGAAGAUCGUUAAGUCUGGCCGCUUACUCCUCACUCAUCCCAACCAUAGCACCAUAUGGUCCACCAACAACAACACCACAUCACAAUCACCUAAGAACCCGAUCGCCCAACUCUUGGACUCGGGAAACCUCGUGGUGAGAGAUGCUGAUGAUGAAAACCCUCAGAAUUUCCUCUGGCAGAGUUUCGAUUACCCCACUGAUACUUACUUUCCAGGCAUGAAACUCGGGUGGAAUUUCGAAACAGGCCAUGAGGUUUUCCUCACAGCCAACAAAAAUGAAAGCUCUCCAGCUCCAGGGAACUUCACAGCUCACUUGGACCCAACAGGGUACCCACAAAUUGUAAUCAAGAGUGGCACACAAGAGGUUUAUACAACUGGGCCCUGGAACGGCCUGCGAUGGAGUGGAACGCCUUCAAUAAAUCCAGAUGACCCUCAUUUCAAGUACAAAAUGAAUAUGAAUCCCAGGGAGGUAUACACAAGAUAUGAAAUUGUUAACAACUCGAUUUAUUUAAGGCUAGUUCUGAGCAGUUCAGGGGUAUUUGAAAGCUGGGGAUGGGUGAAUGAGACCAAAAGUUGGUUCAGUUUCAUAAAAUCCCCUAUGGAUAUCUGUGACAAUUAUGCAUUCUGUGGAUCAAAUGGGAUAUGUAACCUGGCCAAAUCCCCACUUUGUGGAUGCUUGGAAAAUUUUGUGAAAAACACUGGAGGGGCUGAUAGUUGCCAUAGGAGGAAGGCUCUGAAAUGCAAGAAUGGAACAGAUGGAUUCAAGAAGUAUUCUGGGAUAAAAUUGCCAGACACCAAAUAUUCUUGGUUUAACAAGACUAUGAACCUUGUAGAGUGUGAGCACGAGUGUUUGAAGAAUUGCUCCUGCACUGCUUAUUCCAGUUUAGACAUAAGCAAGGGAGGGAGUGGUUGCUUGCUCUGGUUUAAUGGCUUGUUUGGAAUUCGAGUGCUGUCUAAAAACGGGCAAGAAAUUUACAUCAGACUCGACUCUUCUGAGAUACCAGAGCCAAUUACAAAGGGAUCUCAUCCUAGCUCAAAGGGGAAGAAAGGAAAAAUCAUCUUUGGGAGUUUGUUACUGCUCACCAUUAUGAUCCUGCUUGGCUUGAGCCUUUGUUUCUACUUCUACAAAAAGAGUAAUAAAAAGGAAAGGAAGCUGAAAGAAUCGUUAGACAUACCAUUAUUCGACCUGUCUACAAUAUUAAGAGCUACAAAUAACUUUUCAAACAAUAACAAACUUGGAAAGGGUGGAUUUGGAGAUGUUUACAAGGGUGUUCUAAGAAACAAGCAGGAAAUUGCAGUGAAACGGUUAUCAAAGAAUUCCACACAAGGAAUAGAAGAGUUCAAGAACGAAGUGAUUUAUAUUGCCAAACUUCAGCAUCGAAAUCUAGUGAAACUUCUAGGGUGUUGUAUACAAGGAGAAGAAAAACUUUUGGUGUACGAGUACAUGGCAAAUAAAAGCUUGGAUACCUUCAUAUUCGAUGAAACAAAGAGCAAACUGCUUGAUUGGCCAAAACGCUUCUCCAUUAUUAUUGGAAUUGCACGAGGAGUACUAUAUCUCCAUCAAGAUUCUCGACUAAGGAUCAUUCAUCGAGAUCUUAAAGCCAAUAAUGUUUUGUUAGAUAACAUGAUGAAUCCUAAGAUAUCAGAUUUUGGAUUGGCUAGAAGUGUCCUAGGAGAUGCAACAGAAGCAAAUACAAACCGUAUUGUUGGGACACAUGGGUACAUAUCCCCAGAAUAUGCCGGUGAUGGAAUAUUUUCAGUAAAAUCAGAUACAUUCAGCUUUGGUGUUUUAUUGUUGGAGAUUGUCACCGGCAAAAGAAAUAGAGGAUUUCGUCACCCAAACCACAGUCUAAACCUUAUCACUCAUGCAUGGAAGGUGUAUAAAGAAAACAGGGAGUUAGAACUAAUUGACGAACAUCUAGCUCCAUCAUGCGAUCUAUCUCAAGCUCAAAGGUGUAUCCAAGUCGGUCUAUUAUGUGUGCAACAACAUCCAGAAGAUAGGCCAACCAUGUCUUCUGUGGUAACAAUGUUGUCCAAUGACUGCACUUUGCCUGAAGCAAAAGAGCCUGGAUUUUUCACAGAAAGAAGGGCAAGCGAAAGCAAUUACUCUACAAGCACACAAGGAGAAAGUUCAAAAAAUGAAUGUAGCAUCUCUCUCUUGGAUCCUAGGUAGAGUGCAAACAACAAAGACUUGAGUAAUGUAAAUGAUGUGACAUUAUAAAAAUGUAAGAUAACUUAUAUAAGAUGAGCUCCAUUUCAUAUUUGAACAUAUAUAUGUAACAUCUAUCUGUACAAAAACUCAGGAAAAUUUGUGUACAAAUAAUAGAGGCAAAGGCUGGGUAACAAAACCUA